AUGAAUAUAUUUUAUAGGUUACUACGGGUAACACGUGCUAGGGCCGAGUCCAAGCCAUGGAUCAAUUCAUUUGCAUUAUCUCUUGACGGUAAGGCGAUAGAUAGAUCCCAACACCACCAAUUUCUAAAAUACAGUACUGCUGUUUCUAAACAGAAAUCGUUAUCAAAAACUGAGAUACGAGUUGCAUCUAAGGAAUUGCAAGAUCGCAUAGCUGCAAUACCCGUGGAAAACUAUAGGAACUUCUCAAUUGUGGCUCACGUCGACCAUGGUAAAUCCACGCUUAGUGACCGGCUACUCGAACUUACUGGAGUGAUCGAACAAGGCUCCAAUAAACAGGUUCUAGAUAAAUUGGAAGUUGAAAGGGAAAGAGGAAUUACUGUUAAAGCUCAAACAUGUACUAUGCUUUACAAUUACCAGGAUACCGACUAUCUGCUGCAUCUGGUAGACACACCUGGGCAUGUUGAUUUCCGCCAAGAAGUUUCAAGAAGUUAUGCUUCUUGUGGCGGUGCGUUACUAUUAGUGGAUGCCAGUCAAGGUGUCCAAGCCCAAACAGUAGCGAACUUUUAUCUCGCUUACAGCUUGAAUUUAGAACUUGUCCCCGUUAUCAAUAAGGUUGAUUUACCACAUGCAGAUGUGCCUCGAGCAUUGGACCAGAUUGAAAACAUGUUUGAAUUAGACACGUCCAAGGUAGUCGAGAUAUCGGCAAAAACUGGGCUUGGUGUGGAAAAUGUACUGCCUGCUGUUGUGAAGAACAUUCCGUCCCCAAAAGGGCAUUCUAACAAGCCACUGAGAUGUUUAUUAGUGGAUUCCUGGUUUGAUAAUUACCUCGGGGUAGUGCUUCUUGUGCAUAUUGUCGACGGUCAGCUGAAAAGUGGGACCAAGAUUAUGUCGGCUCAUACAAAGCUCAAGUACGAUGUGAGAGAUGUAGGAAUUAUGUAUCCGGAUAGAUUGUCAACGGAUUAUCUUUCAGCUGGUCAAGUUGGGUACAUCGUACCUGGUAUGAAGAAAAGCUCAGAUGCGCACAUUGGAGAUACCUUUAUGAAGGUGGGAGAGCAAGUAGAGCCAUUGCCAGGUUUUGAAGAGGCAAAGCCUAUGGUGUUUGUGGGGGCAUUUCCUGCUGAAGGCGCAGAUUUUGAAAAACUGGAAGAAAGCAUAGGCCAAUUGACUCUGAAUGACAGAAGUGUCACUCUCGAGAAAGAAGCUUCAAAUGCAUUGGGUCAAGGUUGGAGACUCGGGUUUUUAGGUACCUUACAUGCAUCUGUGUUCAGGGAGCGAUUGGAAAGGGAACACGGUGGUAAUCUCAUCAUCACUGCUCCUACGGUUCCGUAUAAAAUUGUGUGGAGAGAUAAUACCGAGACCAUCAUUACAAAUCCAGAUGAUUUCCCGACUCCAUCCGAAAUGAGUAGUAAGGUCGCAGAUUUGCAGGAACCAUACGUUGAGUGUCUAAUGACGAUGCCACAAGAGUAUAUCGGUUCUGUUGUUCGUCUCUGUGAAGCGAAUCGUGGCGAACAGGUUGAGAUUUCAUAUGUCAGCUCAUCUGGACAAGCCAUGGUGAAAUAUUUAUUACCACUAUCACAUCUUGUAGAUGACUUCUUUGGAAAACUCAAAGGAACUACCAAAGGAUACGCUGCAUUAGAUUACGAAGAUGCGGGUUACCGGUCAUCCAAAAUUGUAAAGCUCGAGCUACUUGUUAACGGCAAAGGAAUAGAUGCCCUGGCUCAAGUUAUGCAUUAUUCUCAAGUUGAGAGCAGAGGAAAAGAAUGGGUAAAAAGAUUCAAACAGUACUUACGAUUUCAGCUGUUUGAGGUAAUUAUCCAAGCAAGAGCUGGGAACCGCAUUGUAGCCCGGGAAACCAUUAAGGCUAAACGUAAGGAUGUGCUUGCUAAACUACACGCCUCUGAUAUCAGUAGACGACAGAAGCUUCUUAAAAAACAGAAAGAAGGUAAAAAGAUUAUGAGAUCUAUAGGUAAUGUCACAAUCCCACAAGAAGCAUACCAAAGCUUCCUGGCCAGGUCAAACUAA
This is a messenger RNA of Sugiyamaella lignohabitans, 2022 nucleotides long. RefSeq names its product GTPase GUF1 (gene GUF1). NCBI's taxonomy places the organism in Eukaryota, Fungi, Ascomycota, Dipodascomycetes, Dipodascales, Trichomonascaceae. Gene Ontology annotation, molecular function: GTP binding; GTPase activity; mitochondrial ribosome binding. Bases 1 to 2022 code for a protein of 673 amino acids. Gene Ontology annotation, biological process: positive regulation of translation. The record is from RefSeq and is a predicted model, not a curated record. Gene Ontology annotation, cellular component: mitochondrion. The transcript has a single exon.